CUGUCAUUCCCAGCAGGCAGCACAGCCUGGGCAGCGGCUGGGAGUUCUCCGCUGCAGCGCGUUUUCAUUGUUACGUCCCGCCCCGGCCGCCGUACACAGACCGUCCCAGAGCAGCAGGUCACUGAGCUUGAAAAUGAAGCUGAAAGAAAUUGAACGAUCUGCUGUUCAAGUCUGGAGCCCGGCCAACCAACACCCAAUUUACUUAGCAACAGGUACGUCCGCACAACAACUAGAUGCAUCCUUCAACACCAAUGCAGCUCUUGAAAUAUUUGAGGUGGAUUUUGGGGACCCGAAUGCUGAUCUGACAAGAAGAGGUUUUUUUCCUGCAUCUAGUAGAUUUCACAAGUUAAUUUGGGGCAGUUAUGGAAGUGACACAGUUGGUUCUUUGGGAGUGAUAGUAGGCGGUGGUGACAAUGGAACAAUAACUCUGUAUAGUGCCUCUCAGAUCCUCGAGUCGGGGAAAGACCCAGUGAUCGCAAAGAAUGAUAAACAUUCUGGUCCCAUCAGAGCACUUGACUUUAACCCUUUUCAGAGCAACCUCCUGGCAUCUGGUGCAAAUGAUUCUGAAGUUUUUAUAUGGGACCUGAAUAACUUCACUGUGCCAAUGACCCCAGGAACAAAAUCCCAGCCUAUGGAAGAUAUCAGUGCUGUUUCAUGGAACCGGCAGGUACAACAUAUCUUAUCCUCUGCCCAUCCCAGUGGGAAAGCUGUAGUAUGGGAUCUCCGUAAGAAUGAACCUGUCAUUAAAGUCAGUGACCAUAGCAACAGGAUGCACUGCUCAGGUAUGUUGUGGCACCCAGAGAUUCCCACCCAGCUCAUUCUCUCUUCUGAAGAUGAUCGUUUACCUGUCAUCCAAGUUUGGGACCUACGAUUUGCCAGCUCUCCUCUUAAAAUGCUAGAAAACCACACAAGGGGAAUAUUGUCUGUUUCGUGGAGCAACGAUGAUCCAGAAUUACUUCUCAGUAGUGCUAAAGAUAACCGUAUAUUAUGUUGGAACCCAAGCACAAGUGAGGUGGUUUAUGAGCUUCCGACCAAGAACCAGUGGUGUUUCGAUGUUCAGUGGUGCCCACGCAACCCCUCUGUGUUCUCUGCUGCUUCUUUUGAUGGCUGGGUCAGCAUUUACUCUGUAAUGGGUGGGAACCUGGAAGCUCAGCAGCGAAGUCAAGCUGACCGGAUCUCCACCUCCUUUAACAGCAUGGAUCCAUUUGGCACUGGACAGCCCUUACCUCCUCUACAAGUGUCGCAGCAGGUUUCACAGACCACUGUUAUCCCACCUUUAAAAAAGCCUCCCAGAUGGAUACGUAGACCAGUGGGCGUCUGCUUUGCUUUUGGUGGGAAAUUAGUAUCUUUUGACUGUCCAAAAGUGCCCAUACAGCCCACACAAGAGCCAACCCAGCACAAGGUCUACAUCAGCCAGGUUACCACCGAGAGUGAGAUUCUAGUGCGGUCAAGUGAAUUACAAGCUGCUCUGAUUUCUGGAAACCUGCUCAGUUAUUGCCAGAAUAAAGUGCAGAGUUCUCCACAAGGGUUUGACAAGAAUGUGUGGAACUUCCUCAAGGUUAACUUUGAACAAGAUGCCAGGGAAAAGUUUAUAAAGUUACUUGGAUAUAACAAGGAAGAGCUGGAUAGGAAGAUAUCCAAGGCUUUGGGAGAGAGUUGGCAAAACAAAAGCAGCCCUUCAGAGGCAGAAGAUCUGGUGCACAGUAUCCAGUCAGUGUCCAGCCAGGCUUCCAGCAGCUUCACAGGACAACUAGGAUCAUCUUCUUCUUCUAUGGAUUUUUUUAAUCUACCUCCUCCAGAUACAGCCAAAUUUGAGAUACCAGUUACUGCAGACACGGAUGGCCUGAUAAGUCAAGCACUUCUGUUGGGAAACUUUGAGAGUGCCGUGGAUUUGUGUCUGAAAGAUGGACGCUUUGCUGACGCCAUCAUAUUGGCCAACGCAGGGGGUGAAGACCUGCUGAGAGAAACACAGCAGUGGUACUUUUCUCAUCAGAAAAAUAAAAUUACAUCACUUCUCUCAUUUGUCGUUCAGCAAAAGUGGAAGGACAUAGUUCUCAACUGCAGUCUUCAGAGUUGGAAGGAAGCACUGGCUCUCCUACUGACAUAUUCCAAGCCAGAGGAGUUCUCAGAACUUUGCGAUGCUCUUGGAAAUCGUUUGGAGUCCGAGGGAGAGGGAAAGCUAUCCUCUCAGGCCUGCCUUUGUUACAUAUCCUCAGGAAAUGUUGACAAGUUAACUGAAUGCUGGGUGAAAAGUCAUGAUACAUGUUCUCCACUUGCACUACAGGAUCUAAUAGAGAAAGUAAUGGUAUUGAGAAAAUCCAUUGAGUUGCUUCAAGGAACACAGUUGCCCCUGCAAGGUCCUGUACUGUCUGAGAAGGUAGCACAGUAUGCUAACCUUUUGGCAUCCCAAGGUGACCUGACUGCUGCCAUGAGCUACUUAUCCCAGGACUCUGGUGAGAGUUCAAUUCGUCAACUACGAGAGCGCCUGCUGAAUGCUCAGGGAGAGGUUGUGUCUGCACAGCCUUCUACUACAAGGAUGCCAGGCACCCAGCCUUCCCCUACUGCAAAGCCCAGCAAAGCACCUGAUGGACUCUCGUACAGGGAGAGCAGUAAACAGGCUUUGUCCCAGCUUUCAGCAGGCACUGGAAUUCCUUCUUAUCCACCAGUGCCUUCAAUAUUUACUCCUCAGCCAAUGCCCACACAAGUGGGACCUCCUCCUCCAGCCAUCCCAUUCCAGACCGUACCUGGCCAACCUCCGAAUGCCUAUUCCAGGCCUGGAACUUUGCAGCCUUACUCUGCACCUCAACCAACUACACGAGCAUUUGCACAACCACCACCUUUUAAGCCAGUCCAUCAGGUCCCACCUUCUACUGCUUUUCCACCAUCUCCUGUGUUGGGGCAAAUACCUAUGAAUGUACCCACCGCUACUAAUCCUUCUGGACCCAUGUUUUACCCUCCCUCUUCCAUCCCUUCCUUACACACGUCCACCAGCUAUUCUGCUGUAAGAGCACCUACAUCCAUGGGGCAGCCUCCUACACCUCCGUCUAUGAAUUCCGCACAAGUUCCUUUUAACUACCCCAUGGGACCCGGAGUUCCUACUAACCUGCCUCCACCUCCUAUAGGAUGUUUUCACUGGCUUGAGAAUCGUCCAGCCUCAGAAGCAAGUGAACAGGAAGGGUGGACUGAGUCUCGCGCUUUCCAUGCUACUGCGCAAAGAAAAAAGUCAAAUCCAUUCAUUCCUCUGGCACCAAUCACUACACCUGUUAUGAAUUUGCCCAGUGAAGCAGAGAGCCUUCAGAAUCAGUGGGACAGUAAUUUGGACUCUGGUCAGCCUCAUAUGGGUGCACCAAAAGAAGCAACGGUUCAGGGAAUACAGCGGCUACCAGUAGAGCGGAUAGAGAAAAAAGAAUUGCCCCUGGCACAUCAGCCUUUACAAAAAACCUUUGAUGGCUUAGUGCAGCGCUGUUCAGCAGUGCCAUCUGACCCGAAAACUAAGCGAAAGUUGGAGGAUGCAUCACAGAAGUUGGAAUUUUUGUAUGACAAAUUAAGAGAGAAUGCUCUUUCCCCCCACAUCCUGAUGGGGCUGCAUGAAAUUGCCCAUUGCGUAGACACCCACAAUUAUCAGCACGGUCUUGUUGUGCACACGCAGGUUGUCAGCAGCAGCAGCUUCAGUGAGGUGUCUGGUUUUAUGCCUAUACUGAAAGUCCUUAUGACUAUUGCCAACAAACUGAACGUGUAGCAGGAAUGCGCACCGAGAACUUUGGAGAUGUACAUUUGAUCUGUGCAUCAAUAACCAUUUUGUCCUGGAAGAAGGGUAUCAAUUUCUGCCUUGCAGGUGUAGCUUACCACUAUGUGAGUGGCAUAUAUGAAUAUAUAUCUAUAUAUACACGUAGGUAUGCUGUGCAAUAUAUUGUGGAUUCCUUUAAAAUGGUAAAUACAGUCAAGAACCAGGGUGAAGCUAUAUUUUAUUUAUUUGUCUUUUUCUUUUUUUUUUUUUUAAGUUGUUAUAUCCUUAUUAGAAUGGAGUCUGUUGCUCCAAUGUUUGGCACUAAUUUAUAAAAAAAAAAAAAUUAAACACUCUUCUACUUCAAAUGGCAGCAGGAGAACGUGAGUUUUGUUUUAGCAGAAAAAGCAUACACAAGAAAAGGGAGAUGUAUUUUCAGACCAGUCUUCAGGGUUCUUCAGGAGAAAAAUAUAAAAAAAGCAAUCUUUGUCUAAAAUCCAAGAUCAAUGUGUCGUCCAUGUGCUGAAGGGCAGAUUUUCUCUUGAUUCACAUACAUAAUACAUAGUCCCAUAAUAAUGUGACUUGCUUGGAGAGAUCCACAAUGGAAGAUCACACACCAAUAGUACUAUGCAAGAAUUCAUUGUUUAUUAUUGGAAAGCACAACAACACCAGAACAACAGAACCCUAUUGUUUUCUAGAACAUUAUGUAUUAAGUCUCUCAACAUCAAGCCUGAGUUUUAAUUAUCCAUUUCUUCUUGGGUAUUUAUGUUUUGUUUGUUAAAUAUAAACCAUCAACACACAUCAGCUUUGUCAGUUUACUGACACAGUUUACAAUAAGUUAACUUGUUUAGUCAACUGUUUGCUCCACAAGAUCUAUAUGUAAUCUGGAAGCACUAGGGUAUUGGAUUUUUUAUUUUUUUUUUAGUUUGCCAGAUAUAUAUUAAUUGCAUGAUCUGUUUUGUAUUGAAUGUUAGUUAGUACAUGCCAAGUAUGGCAGGUAAGGAUCAAGGAGUUGAACAGUUUUCCAUUUGCUUAUUUGAAUUUAAGAGUCUUUGUUCACUUUUUGUUUUGACAGGAACACAUCUGUCAUUGUCUUAAAACUUUUCACAACAUUCUACAAUUCAUACAGCAGAUCUUAUUUUUUUAUAUGUAUGUAAAAAGUUAGCUGGAGUAUGUAUCUGGCCAACCGGUAAUUAACAGAAGGAAGAAGUAACGUUAAUCAAACCGGAAAUUGAUGAAAUAAAUUAUUCCCGUGGAGAUUUGCCCUUUAAAAUCUAUAACAUUACAAUUAAAAAUUACAAUACACACAGUGGAGACUUAUUCCUAAACAUCAGCCUUUCUUUAAUAGAGAAAAAAAAACACUCAGGUAUAUUUUGCAGCAUUGUAUUUAUAAGUGAAUACAUCAAUUAGUUUGUUUCCAAAAGCACAACUAUAUUGAAGAAAUUGCACAGCUAAUAAGGCUAUAUGUUAAAAAAUACUCCCAACAAAGGUGACAUGAGUGUACUUAUCACUUAUUAGUAUUGUACAACAUGUACACUGAUGUAAGCUGCUUAUUACUUAUUCAUAUUCCUGUUAACACAGCUUGGUUAAAUUUACUGCAUUUUUAUUUAUCAUUCUGAAUAAGAGAAAUGCUUUUGUUGGCCAUUUUGCAACCAAAUAUCUGUGCGGAAUGAAGUUGUCUGCUUACGUUCAUUGACUAGAGAGAGGUCUUAAUUUGACAACAUUAUAUCCUUAGGCUUACUAUAUCCCUACAAUGUCAGAGAAACACUAUAGUGUUUAAGUUCAUAGUUGGCUUAUAAUGAAAGCACAGCUUGCACUAGUAUCAUGAUUAUUUCAGUGCCAUAGCAGUGGAUUGCACCACCAUUCAUUGAUAACGCCUAUGAUACUCAAAUAAAGAAACUAUUGCGAUUUUGGGGAGGGGGGAGUAGGUUAAUCUUUGCAGUGGAACAAAAUCACUUUGCAAAGUUUGGUAUUUUUCAGUAUAUUCUAAUGCUUUGCCAUUUAAAUAUUAUAUAGUGACACUUAAAGGACAUCUGUCAAUACAUUUAAUGAAACCUAGUGGGGGGUGCAGAAAUUAAUAAUGCAUUUAAAAACAUAUCAUUUUAUCUGGCUAAAGAACCUAGUUGGGUCGGCUUCUGCUGCUCAACUGAUUUGCCUUCUGCUGAUGCAGUUUCCUGAAGUUUCACACAGAGCAAUUGCAGCAGUUGGUCAGAUAUGUGUUUAACCCAAUCAACAUGGCCGCUCAGCCAAUUUAUAAAGAAGGGAAAUUUUCUAAAAUAAAAAACCUAAUUUAAAAAUAUAUAUAAUUACAUUUCAUUAAAUGUAGUAAUCCUUUAAAAAAUGAGUUGUGAAAAUGUGACAGUUUUUCUUUUUAAUAGCCUAUACAUUUUAAUUUGUACUAGCCAUAUCAGUUGCAUUUUAUUUUACAUUUUGGUCUAGGCAUGUAUGUUUGUGUCAGCAACAUUGAAAACCUAAAAUACAAAUAUUGAUUUUGCAGUGAGUGCCCUUAGAGCAAGUGCAUCCACAGUGCCUGGCAGCCUAACACAAAGUAGAAAAUGUGUGCGCACAGUGCCUAUCAAGAUUAAAUACCUAGCUAUCUUGCCUAUACCAUAUAUAGAUAAAGUUGUAAAACGUAAAGUGGCCCUGUCACCGUUUAGGGACUUUGACGAAUUUGCAUAGUCCCUUGGCGGUGACAUUGCCGCUGGUGGUUCAGUGGCUGAGAGGGGCACGAAAAGUUUGAGUUUACUUACUUGAUCCUUUCCCUUGCGGGUGCCGUCAUCUUGGUCCGGUGUGGUCCUCCUUGGCGCUGACCUCACUGCUUAGUACAAAAAUCACUGACCAUGACGGUUGCAGGGAUUGACACUUAGUCUCUGCCUUGUCCCUGCAUGUCUCUUGACUGGGUUGGAAUUUCAAUGAAAUUCCAACUCGGUCAACAUGAAUAUUUUAUGAGGAUUCUAUCUUCAUAAAAUGCACAUUUUGUUGACUUAAACACAGAAUUGUUCAUUCAUGAAUAAUUCUAGGAUAUUGUAUUUGUCUUCCCAUCCAGCGUUAUUACUGCUACCAGUACAAGUUGAUAGUCUCUGGAUUGAACAUUUAACUACAAAAUGAAUGAAAGCACCCAUGACAGUCCACCUGUAUGCCCUCCAAUACAUUUAUACCUUAUUUACCAAUGGUGUGCAAAUAUGUUGAUUUCCAUAAUUUUUUUACACCGGUUAGUGUGCCAUUCUCCGCUGGGAUGGCACUUCUUGAAACCAAUGAUGAUAUGUGUUUGGCUGUCAGUUUAGGGUAAUAUAUUUGUUAUGGUAAUUGUUUCUGUUAAUAAACCUCAGAAAAACAUUUUCCAAAAUUGGACAUGACGUUCAAUCCAGACUGCUUUGGGCAAGUGCAAUAAAGCAGGUAUCUUGCAGCCAUUACUUGUGCUGAUUGGAAUUAUCAGCUAGACAAUCUUAGUUUAUUGGUGCCUAAAAUACCUGCAUGAUUAAACAUUGCAAAAUGCAUUGUCACACUAGUCAUGACAUUGGAACAGCAGAAUCUAAAAGAUUCUAAACAUUGAGAAAUCCGUUUUUAUAGACCAAAUACUAAUUUUCAAUCCGUCAUUAAGGAGAGCUACGUCAUAAUAUGGUUACUUGUGGUCUACAUCCAGCCUUGACCUGUCAUGAUCUUCUUACGUUUAAAAAAUAUGUAAAGAAGAAAAGUUAGGCCACUCUCAAAAUAUAAAGUUUUCGACUUUUAAGGUUUCAUUUAUUAAUUGUAUGAUAAGCAUAAUUUGGACCCGAAUAUUUGGAUGGUGGUUUAAACUGUUUUGUUACCCUAACAAACAUCAUUGAGCUAUAAAAUGUUUAUAACUCCAUGACAAUCAAGGUUAUAAAUCAGACUCAAAAUGGUAUAAAAUUAAAAUCUGAACGACAAAAAUAUACGCUAAAUUCGCUGACUUUGGAAACCUUCUCCAGCCCAGCAGUAGUCGGUUAUUUUCGGUUUAUUUGUUGUCAUUCUGGUCUUAAUUUUCUGCAUUUUUUUAGAUUUUUAGGGAACAACUUGUUAUGUGUCCCAUUAUUUUGUUUUAUUACAGAUAAAAAAUUAUACUUUUACUACUGAUGAGGAUAAAGUGUAUAUAUGUAUUAAUAAAGAAUCUGUUCCCCAAAGGGGAUGUUAGGAAUAAAUUAACACAAAGCUGCCCAAAUGUAAACUGUUCAGUCUGCUGCACAUGUUUUUUUUUUUUUUUUGCUGUGAUAAAAUGAUCUGUAACAGGAUCAGACCGUUUGCAGUCACUCUGUGGCUAUUUUUGGACUUCAUCUCUAAUCACACUUGUCCCAUGUUAUUGGGCGUUAAAUUCAAUCAGCCUGUGGACUGUAGCUUAUUCCAUCCUGAGACUCGGUAGGGAGAGUUCUUGGGUUUGUAUCUGCUCUCCAUUUCUCCCUGAGGUGUAACUCUCCAUCAGCUAAGUGCCUCAUUUGUGUCCCCUUCCUAAUGCAUCAAAAUGUUUUGGGAAAUGUGUACUUGUUCUUAAUAAACAUGUUGUAUUUUAAUUCACUAAAAUAAAGUUGCUUUGCUUAACAA
This is a messenger RNA of Pelobates fuscus (common spadefoot toad), 8281 nucleotides long. It is a transcript of the gene SEC31B, whose product is annotated as SEC31 homolog B, COPII coat complex component. Bases 134 to 3739 code for a protein of 1201 amino acids. The transcript is spliced from 27 exons. NCBI's taxonomy places the organism in Eukaryota, Metazoa, Chordata, Amphibia, Anura, Pelobatidae. The record is from RefSeq and is a predicted model, not a curated record. Gene Ontology annotation, molecular function: protein binding; structural molecule activity. Gene Ontology annotation, biological process: endoplasmic reticulum to Golgi vesicle-mediated transport; endoplasmic reticulum organization; COPII-coated vesicle cargo loading. Gene Ontology annotation, cellular component: COPII vesicle coat; endoplasmic reticulum exit site.